AUGAAGACAUUCACCUGCGUCGCGGGACAUGGAUAUCUCUAUAUCCCGAGUAGCUGCACCAGACUAGGAAACGAGGCCGGCGUGGACUCCUGUCCCGAAUGCGCCAUCCUCGAACCCCUGUCUUCAUGGCCAAACCUCGGCUCUGCCCCCGUCAGUCGCAGCGGACCCUGCGGCUACAACGCCCGCGACAGCAUUGACUACAACCAGCCCACCAGCAACUGGGGCACCGGACCAGUCGCGUCCUACACCGCGGGCCACGAAACCGAAGUGCACUGGUGCGUCGACCACAACGGCGAUCAUGGCGGCAUGUUCAGCUACCACAUCUGCCAGGACUAG
Molecule: messenger RNA, 336 nt
Organism: Aspergillus viridinutans
Lineage: Eukaryota; Fungi; Ascomycota; Eurotiomycetes; Eurotiales; Aspergillaceae
Exons: 2
Coding region: 1-336 (111 amino acids)
Source: RefSeq, a predicted model, not a curated record